CAAAGCAAGGGCUUAGCCUAAACCCCAAGCCCUAGUCUCUCUCUGAAGCUCGAGCUCAUUCCAAUGGCGGCUUUCGACCACGUCCGCAACAUGCACGACAUUGCCCUGAAGCCCCGUUUGCUCCGCUCGCUGAUCAGAGACCACUUGCCGGACGAAAAGCAUCCGUUCAAGGGUCCUCUGCAGCUGUCACACGUCGUGUCGACGGUUAAGACACAUCGACUCUUAUCGGAAUCUCUCGCCGGAGUUGAAUCCACUGAUCCAAAGGCGGUGGAAACCUGGAAGGCUGCCGUGGAUGCUUGGGUCGACCGCGUCCUGUCGCUCGCCUCUAGCAAUAUGCCAGAUAAAUGCUGGGCUGGAAUAUGUUUGCUAGGGGUUACUUCUCAAGAAUGCAGUUCUGAACGUUUUUUGGCAUCAUACUCGUUGUGGCUCCAGAAGCUCCAAUCGUAUAUUCAGCAGCCUCCGGCAGAUUCUCAUUUUGUAAAGGUGGCUGCUUGUGCCUCGUUGUCAGAUCUGUUCACAAGGAUGGGUAGAUUUCCAAGAAUAAAGAAAGAUGCAACCUCCCAGGCUGUAAAACUUACUCAACCUGUACUGAAGUUGUUGAAUGAAGAUAGCUCUUCAUAUAUGAUGGGUAGAUUUCCAAGAAUAAAGAAAGAUGCAACCUCCCAGGCUGUAAAACUUACUCAACCUGUACUGAAGUUGUUGAAUGAAGAUAGCUCAGAAGCUGUAUGGGAAGUAGCUGUUUGUUUACUAUGCACCUUUACAACUUCCUUUCCUUCUUCCAUUCAGCGAUGUUACGACACUGCUGAAGCUGCUGUUGUUUCAAAAAUCAUGUCAGGGAAAUGCAGUGUGAAAUUGAUGAAGGAGCUCGGUCAUUGCUUGGCGCUGCUUCCAAAAUCUAAAGGAGAUGAGGAAAGCUGGUCAUUGAUGAUGCAGAAGAUUUUAUUAAGAAUUAAUGUUCACCUAAACGAUGCUUUCCAAGGGGUAGAAGAAGAUUCAAAAGGUAAUGAAGCUAUGAGGAUAUUAGUUCCCCCAGGAAAGGACCCCCCACCUCCUUUAGGAGGCCAGGUUGUAGGAGAAGCCUCGGACCAAAGAAUAAAGAGAUCUCAGCAGUUGCAGAUAUCCAGUGUCUCAAUCUUGAUGCGUUGCAGUUGUACUAUGCUUACAAGUACUUAUCCUGUUCAGGUUAGAGUUCCUAUUCGCUCCUUAGUAGUACUUGCAGGGAGGGUGCUGAUGGUGGAUGGGUCCUCGUCUCAAGCCGUAUUUCCCUUCAUGACUGCAAUGCAACAAGAAUCUAUUUGCUUAGAACUUCCAGUUUUGCACAUGCACAGCUUGGAACUCCUCAGUGCUAUCAUAAAGAGUGCACGCAGUCAGCUAUUACCGCAUGCUGCAGAAAUUGUGCGACUCCUGACAGAGUAUUUUAAGAGAUGUGUAUUGCCAGAUUUGAGGAUAAAGGUCUACUCAAUAAUAAGGAUUUUGCUGAUGUCCUUGGGGGUCGGCAUAGCAGUCUAUCUCACACAGGAAGUUAUCAAGAAUGCUUUUCUUGAUUUGGAGACUAUUGCUUAUGAAGGUGGUCAAACAUCUUCUAGUGCAUACUCAAAGGCCUCCACUGAGAUAUUAUUGCAACCUGACCAGAAGAAAAGGAAGCAUUCAAGUACAACUGUUUCACUUGAUGAGCAGACUGAUAGAGUUGAUUUGGAAGUGGGAGUGCCCAUAAACCCCAUUCCAAUUUCAUUAAAGAUAGCUGCGCUUGAAACACUGGAGGCACUUCUGACUGUGGGCUCUGCUUUGGGAGCUGAGAGCUGGCGACCAAGUAUAGAUAGUCUUCUUAUUAGUGUAGCUACGAAUGCUUGUAAAGGGGGAUGGACUAAGGAGGAAAAUCAUAGUUUUCUUUCGAGUGAAUCUGUCCCGGCUUGGGCAGAUUUUCAGCUUGCAGCCUUACGUGCACUUUUGGCAUCUCUUCUUUCUCCUACUCGCUUUCGGUCCCCAAAUCUAGCUCGGGGUCUUGACCUUUUCCGUAGAGGAAGGCAAGAAACUGGAACGAAGACUGCAGAAUUUUGUGCGCAUGCUCUUUUGGCAUUGGAAGUGCUCAUACAUCCUAGGGCCCUUUCACUGAUCGAUUUCUCCUCUCCCAGCAAUACCUCCUUCAAUGGGGUUAACAGCAGGUUCCCAGAUGUAUACUCAUAUGGUAAUAAACAAAAUACCCCAUUUUCAAGCGGCAUAAUGGGGAAGGGACCUAACGAUUCCAACUCUGUUGAUGAUGACCUAUAUGAAAGUUGGCUUGCAAAUGAUGAUGAAAUUGAGAUUCCAGAGACCGAAACAGAAAAGGAUAGAGAUUAUGCCGAACAACAUUCAGAAAUGUUUGGAGUUUCUGAAGAAAAUCGACAGGAACUAGUGUCAGUUCAUGAUGCUAGGAUAAUUGAAGCGAAAGGAGACGAAAAUAUGGUUGAAGUGCAACAUUUGCAAGAGCCAAUUAAGCUAGAUGGGACAGUGCCUAUUGUUGGCGGUGGUUCUUUGGCGGCUCAAAUAAGUGGUGGGGUUGUUUCAGACAGCAGUGAGCUGGAUCCUGUUGAGGGUAAAGUGGAUACUGGCAAUAAUGUCUUGGCAGCUAUAACGGAUUCGUUUGAUAUGGAGGGUGUGAGCACUAAUGUUGGAACAUCAAGUUUGGGGAAAAACAAGGAUUCUGCUAUUGACUUGGAUAGUGAGUCAGAAUCAAUUCCUGACAUUGUGGAUGGGGAUCCAGAUUCUGAUUAGAUGUUAGUGAAUUCCGGUAACUUAUGCCAAAUCGGUUGGGAUGUAAGCAAGAGUGUAGUUGUAAUUGGCUAGUUUUCAUGUAGUCAUGAAAAUGGGAGUUUUGAUCUCAUUAAAUUUUCCGUCUCAGCUGGUUAUGUAGUGUAACGGUUUUUGCUUAUUGACGAUACUUACCAAUGGAAAUCUGGUGUCUUGGAGAAAA
Rhododendron vialii is the source of this 2950-nucleotide messenger RNA. RefSeq lists its product as uncharacterized. Lineage: Eukaryota; Viridiplantae; Streptophyta; Magnoliopsida; Ericales; Ericaceae. Gene Ontology annotation, cellular component: nucleus. The record is from RefSeq and is a predicted model, not a curated record. The coding region runs from base 64 to 2751 and encodes 895 amino acids. Gene Ontology annotation, biological process: rRNA processing. The transcript has 14 exons.